GAGAGUGAGUAAAGCUUAGUGUGUGUCUCCUUUCUGCCAUAUAUAGGGGCAAACUUGCUUUGAGACGAGGUUGUGUGUUAUAUAGUCUGUGAUCUAUCUGUACACCUCACUUUCUUUCUAUCUUUCUUCAAUACCCUUGGGACUAUAAGGAUUUCUGCACACUUGGCCUGCUUUAACCACAGCUGGAGGACAAUUAUUAAGCAUUUGAUAGAUUAUUUUGUCCUGUUGAUUUUGAAGCAAACAUGGAAGGAAUGAAUGACGUUCAUGAUGACGGAUCUUUCAUGUUCACCUCAGAGUCUGUGGGAGAAGGCCAUCCAGAUAAAAUCUGUGACCAAAUCAGUGAUGCAGUUCUUGACGCACAUUUGAAGCAGGACCCAGAUGCUAAAGUGGCCUGUGAAACUGUUUGUAAGACUGGUAUGGUACUUCUCUGCGGUGAGAUCACAUCUCGGAGCAACGUUGACUACCAGAAAAUUGUGCGUGACACCAUUAAACACAUUGGUUAUGACAACUCUGAAAAAGGCUUUGACUAUAAAACCUGCAAUGUGCUGGUGGCUCUUGAGCAGCAGUCUCCUGAUAUAGCGCAGGGUGUCCACGUUGACAGACAUGAGGAAGACAUUGGAGCUGGAGACCAGGGGCUCAUGUUUGGCUAUGCCACUGAUGAGACGGAGGAGUGCAUGCCGCUCACAAUUGUCCUCGCACACAAACUCAAUGCCAAAAUGGCCGAGCUGCGGCGGGAUGGCACCAUCCCAUGGCUCCGCCCAGACUCAAAAACUCAGGUCACGGUGCACUACAUACAGGAGAAUGGUGCUGUGAUACCUUUGCGUGUCCAUACAGUGGUCAUCUCCGUCCAACAUGACGACUACAUUUCACUUGAGGUGCAACAGCGUAUUCUGAAGGAGAAGGUCAUCAAAGCUGUAGUGCCAGCAAAAUAUCUUGACGAUAAGACUGUCUACCAUCUGCAGCCAAGUGGACGCUUUGUCAUCGGAGGGCCUCAGGGAGAUGCUGGUGUUACGGGUAGGAAGAUUAUUGUGGACACAUAUGGUGGAUGGGGGGCUCAUGGUGGUGGGGCCUUCUCUGGGAAGGAUUACACCAAGGUGGACCGCUCUGCUGCCUAUGCUGCACGCUGGGUGGCCAAGUCUCUGGUGAAGGCCAAACUGUGCAGAAGAGUGUUGGUUCAGGUGUCUUACGCCAUUGGAGUCGCGCACCCACUCUCAGUCUCCCUCUUCACCUAUGGCUCAUCGGAAAAAACAGAGAAGGAGUUGCUACAUAUUGUCAACAAGAACUUUGACCUCCGACCAGGUGUCAUUGUUAGGGACCUGAACCUGAAGAGACCGAUCUACCAGAGCACCGCCUGCUACGGUCAUUUUGGCCGAUCAGAGUUCCCCUGGGAGAUGGCCAAGAGUCUCAAGGUUUAAACCGAGAGGCGUGCGACUCAUACCUUCAGUCAUUCAGUCGCUCUUUCCUCCAGCUCUCCUCUCUCAGAUGAUUUUGGAUCUCUUCCCGCAUAUGCUACAUUUCAGAUUAGAUGAAUAUGCUGUAAAUGUCAAGAUUGAUAAAUUAAUAGCCGUCUGUCAUGAAAGUAUCCCUCACCACGUCGACACUCGUGACAAUUAAUCAUUCCUUAAAGCUGAAGUGCGUCCUAUCCCAGCUUGCCAUUUAAGUAAUCAACUUUUAAGUAAUCAGAUUAAUUACUUUAAAGAGUGUAAGUACUGUGACUCUGUAGUGCUAUCAAUGUAUUACUCUGUCAGCAGAAACACUGGCGGGAGUUUUGGGCGGGAAUAUCUGUUUUUCCGAUCAACGGAGGAGGUUUCGGAUAAACUGGUGGGAUGGGGGAGGGGGAUUGUACUUCUGUUUGGUGCCACUAGUACCUCAGAAAUAACACAUUUCAGCUUUAUACUUUAAAUGAUUUAAAUCACAAUUAUUCUGUAUUUACUACUUUGCAAUUUAUUUUCCUCGAUCAUGAGUCGAAUAGCUUGGCUAUUUAAUCGGUUUUCAUUGUGUGAAGAGUUAUAAGCAUAAUGUGGACCACUGGGAGCUUUAGGUUUUAUACAUGUUUACAAUCUGAGUUCUGGCAUCAUAUUUACAGUCUUAAAAGGGUCUAAUUUGUGUGCCUUUUUUUGCAUCAUUAGAACAUUUGCUUUUUAUGCUUCAUUUGUGGCUGCAUUAAUCUCAUUAAUGUUUGAUAAUGGCGGAGGGAUAUUAUUAGAAUUUUGUUGUUUAUGUGUACAGAUCUUGUGCUGGUCUUACAUUAAUUGUCAUCACUGGAGAGUGAGCAUGUGUAUGUGUGUUUAUGUACUUCAGUUAUGAACAAACCCAGAUAAUGUUGCACACUUGAGAUGUGUGUGAAAGCCUCAUUUGUUUUUAGACUUCUUUGAGUUCAACAGAGGCAUUAACCCUUAAAAACACUAUAAACCAUAUUACUCAUACCGUUUUCUUUCAGAUUUUCAACUUUUGUCUUUAAGAUUAAAUUUGAGAUCUGACAUGUAAAUAAUUGUGAAUAAUUAAAGUGUGGAAAAUUCUUCA
Messenger RNA from Carassius carassius (crucian carp), 2523 nucleotides. RefSeq names its product S-adenosylmethionine synthase. Gene Ontology annotation, cellular component: cytosol. Gene Ontology annotation, molecular function: ATP binding; methionine adenosyltransferase activity. Gene Ontology annotation, biological process: S-adenosylmethionine biosynthetic process. The record is from RefSeq and is a predicted model, not a curated record. NCBI's taxonomy places the organism in Eukaryota, Metazoa, Chordata, Actinopteri, Cypriniformes, Cyprinidae. The transcript is spliced from 9 exons. The coding region runs from base 243 to 1415 and encodes 390 amino acids.